UUUGCCGGGAAAAUUGCAGAUAAUUUUCGCGGGAUCUCAUGUUAUCUCACAGUUCCUAUCCGCAGCUCCUCAUCGAUAUAUCAAACAUUUCAAAACCAUCUGCUUCUGCCACUGCAACCAAAGAUUUGUCUCCACAAUCGUCUCUAUUAACCCUAAUCCUGAAUCUAAAGCCCCUUAUUUUUUCCCUAUUUUUUCAAUUUUCACCAAGAAAACAAGUGGAAGAGGUUUCGAUCUAAGAUCUCUGUUCAGGAAAUAUGUUGCAGACUACAAUUGAAACUUUGAGUGACCAUUCAGAUUAUCAUGCCUUGUCGAAAAGAGAUCCAAUGAAGGUCUGGCAGGAAAUGAAAGAGAAUGGAUUCCUUACACCUUCAGUUGCCCAGAUGCCUGUACAAAAAAAGCAGUCUAAGAAACGUGAAAAUGAUAAUUCCAACAGGAAAAGGGCACUUGCAAAGAUGCAAGAAGUCAACAAUUUCAAUAAGAUUGUUGCAUCUCCAUGUGAGUUGCUCAAGGAACAUAAUCCUGAGAUCAUGCCUUCCAAUGGGGUGACGCCAAUGCCAAAACAGCGCAGCAAGAAGUGCAGGACUGACCUGCCCGUGGAGGUGAAGAAGGUUGAAAAGGUCCAAGAGAUUAACAAGUUUACUGAGAUUGAUGCACCCAGUGGGUUGCUUAACAAACUUAAUCCAGGAAUCAUAAAUCGGAUAAGAAGCAGUGAACAAGUCUUUAAAGUUAUCAAUGCUUUAGUUAGAAGAGAUGAGAUAGGAUUUGGCAAUGUCCAGAAGGCAGAAGCUGAAUGCAACGGAAAGGGAUCCGGGGAAAAUAAUGGACAAGGCUCAAAUAGUUUAUCAUGCACAAGCCAGGUGGAAACGUUUUCUGGAACUGAAGAUAGACUUUUUCAAAUGAAAUCAGAGCAUGAAGAAGACAUCAGCAAUUUGGAGGUACCAAUGAUAAAGGUAGAGAAUGAGGAUGAGAAAGAUGAGUCAUUUACCUCAAAUAUGAAAUCAGAAAGCGUUAGCAGUUCUGCCUCCAAUGAGAAAUCAGCAAAUAAAGCAAGCGUUUCUUCUCUUUCUCAAGAAGGUACUGUAUCUUCUGAGUGGUUACAAUUUCUUUACCGGGAUGCUGCAAAUCGUCUUGCAGCUUUGAGGCGGAGUCAAAUGAGGGUUCAAAAUGUAAUCCAGACAGAGUUGCCUUCUAUUGUAGCAAAAGAGUUUCCACCUAACCAAGAAAAUGAACAAUUGCCUGCCGUUGGUUGCCCAGUUUCGGCAACCAUGAAGAUGCAUCUAGCAAAGUGGAAUCCUCUGUUUCAUCAAAUGGAUAAUGCACUCAAAGAAGAGGCAAAGCACCUCGAACAGUGGUUGAACCAAGUAAGAGAAAUGCAAUUGCACAUGAAUGAUGGCUUCCAUUUUUAUGAUUCGUGAACAAGAUACUUUCAAAACAGUCAUUGAUAUCAGAUUGUGACACCAGAGGAGCUCCAAAUUUUGGACGUGGAAUGAGGCUUGUUAAACUUCUCCAUCUACACCUCAAGCAUCCUUAACUAGUUACCACAGCUUGUGCAGAUAUGUAAAUGCAUGACAUGGAAGAAAUUGCUUAUUUGGGAGAUAUUAGGCUCCUUUUCCCCUUAAUUAGGCUGCUAUUGAAGUUCAGACUGGCAAUCUCACAUUCUCAUAGACGACUCUCAACUGCUUUCUAAUGUUUGGCCUUUUGUGUAAAAGGCUCAAUGUCUUGGGUUUUUGACCAAAAUAAUGCUAGUCUAAAAAGUAAACAAGCAAAUAAAUGAAAAGGAUUUCUCUAUCCAUGUCUCAUGUGCGUGUUCCUGCGGUUCCUUUUUUUUUUUUUUCUGGUAAAGUUUGCUUCAGAAACUACCACAGCGUAGUUUUGGAAAUAGUCCCUAACCUAGCAGUAUUUUGGUCAUAAACCCUAAUCUUUUGUGUAAAAGGCCAAUUAAUGAUGCAAAAAAAAAUUGAUCAAAUAAGGGCACACAUUGCAUGUAUGUAUUAGAAGCUGCCCCUACACCACCCAGUUGCUAAAAUCUGCUAUUUUUUGAAAGCUGAAGCUUUUCACUUGUAUGGAAGUUCAUGUCAUAUGUUGGAUAUGUCCUUGGAACUUUGUUGGACAUUUCCACUGGAAAAAAAAAAAAAAAAA
This is a messenger RNA of Jatropha curcas, 2139 nucleotides long. RefSeq lists its product as uncharacterized. The record is from RefSeq and is a predicted model, not a curated record. Lineage: Eukaryota; Viridiplantae; Streptophyta; Magnoliopsida; Malpighiales; Euphorbiaceae.